AUGUCGACUCCCAAUUCACAUCUUCCCAGCCCUCCCUCAAAAGCAUGCAUCGGUCUAUCCGCUACAGCUCUUGUCGUUUUCAGUAUUUUAUUAUUCCCUGCGUUAUAUGUGGCGUAUAAACAUCGGACAACUGGCAAGAACUGCUGGCCCAUCUUGAUAUUCUUCUUCAUCUUUCGGAUCAUUUCUGACAUCUAUUACCUCUCCCGGCAUAACGAACCCGAUAUUCCGACUGUAUUCGCUAUGGUGGCCAGUUCUGCCUGCACCGCUACUCUAUCACUAACCAUUGUUGGCUUGAUUUACGAAGCUUUAAACCUACCUUUAUUCCCAUAUAAACGCCACAGAAACCGGGUAGUGAUCAUCGCAAUGAACAUACUCUACAACAUCGGCACGAUCCUAGCAGCAUAUGGGGGAAGCCGAGAUACGACGAUGCCCAACAACGUGAAAAACGAAGCUCUUGAUAAGGCCGGAAACAUCAUGAUGUUCCUUGUAAUGAUUGGCACUCUGGCCUGGCUAUAUCCUGCCGGUAAACACACCUUUUAUGCUCGACAAGAUAUAAACUACCACGCCGCUGAAGUGCUGAUGAUGGCUGCCGCACCUGCCACCGUCCUCCAGUUAAUCCGCAUGAACUACGACCUAAUUUACGCAUUUACGCAACUCUCCAUAUUACAUCCUACCACAGGCAGCUUUGCCAUCAGGUUUAUAACUCUUUCCCUACAGCUCGCUAUAGUUGCAAUGGCACUUGUUGCCGGCUGGUUCAGUAAAGAUGCCGCCAUGAUUCGUGCCACAGCUCUUAAAUCAGAUAGCACGUCCGAGCUAGUUUAACUUUCAAGCCUAUAACAGGAAGAUACAUGGUCAAGAAAGACAGACACGCCUGAUUAUGGAGCCGGCUCCGGUCAGGGGAAAGGGAUGUGGUUGGCUAUCCUUGCCGCUUAUCAUGAUAUCGACAGGAGAGGGGGAUAAACGGGGAGGAAACUUGGA
Molecule: messenger RNA, 978 nt
Organism: Fusarium redolens
Lineage: Eukaryota; Fungi; Ascomycota; Sordariomycetes; Hypocreales; Nectriaceae
Exons: 2
Coding region: 1-822 (273 amino acids)
Source: RefSeq, a predicted model, not a curated record